AUGGAUCCCAACAAUAACCCUUUUAACACCCAAAAUUCUACUAAUUAUCCUUUCAACUAUCUGAAUCCCAACUAUAUAUUUCAAAAUCAAUCUUCCAACCAACUAGGUCCCCAAAAUAUGCCAAAUUUCAUAAUGCCGUCAUCUAAUCUAAAUUAUCGUCCAUAUUAUGGAUCUAUGAUGUCAUAUUCAUCGCAAGCACCACCUUAUUAUUCUUCUACUCCAAAAGAAAAUGAAAAUGUUCCUAAUGUUAGACUUGAUGAAUUUCCUGAAUUUUCUACACAAACGGCUCUUGGUGGCAUGAGCGGUGGUCAUGAAGCCACUCCAAAUACAGAGGAUUCAACUCAUGUUCGCCGAAAAAGCCCCAAAUGGACCACUGGUCAAACUUUGAUUCUAAUUAGUGGGUGGAUUAAAUAUGGAACAGACAGUGUUGUUGGGAGAAACCAAAAAAGUGAUUCAUAUUAA
This is a messenger RNA of Vicia villosa (hairy vetch), 462 nucleotides long. RefSeq lists its product as uncharacterized. The transcript has a single exon. Lineage: Eukaryota; Viridiplantae; Streptophyta; Magnoliopsida; Fabales; Fabaceae. The coding region runs from base 1 to 462 and encodes 153 amino acids. The record is from RefSeq and is a predicted model, not a curated record.